AUGUCCUUCCACCAGUGCGGCGGCAACGUGGGGGACUCCGUGAGCUUCCCAAUCCCGGCUUGGUGCCUGGACAAGGCCAGAAGCAGCGGUCUGCUGUAUAAGAGCAAGUCCGGCGUCAUCUCGGAGGAUUGCCUGUCGCUUUCUGCUGACCAUGAGAACAUCUUCCCGGCGAAGAGCGGCACUCGGACGGCACUGCAGUGCUACCAGGACUUCAUGGCAGCCUUCCUGAAGGCCAUGGGAAGCCAUGUGGGCAGCACCAUCUGCGAGCUGCAGGUGGGCAUGGGGCCCUGUGGGGAGCUCCGGUAUCCCUCCUACCUCAUGUCCCAUGGCUGGAACUGGCCUGGCGUGGGCCUGAUCAUGGCCUAUGACUCCGGCAUGCUCAAGAUGCUGAAGGAGGAGGCAGGCAUGGAUGCGCCGCCCGAGGGCUUCCCAGAGGAUCAGAACGCCAUGCCGGACGCGGUGCCGAUGUUCCAGGCGAAGGCCGCGGACCCGGCGAGCACGGGCUUCCGGUGCGGCAAGGGCAAGGAGUUCCUGGAGUGGUACUCGAAAGUCCUGAUCCGUCACGGCCAGGAGGUGCUGGCCGAAGCUACCGCGGCCGUGAAGAAGGUAGGAGUGUCCUGCCCGGCGGAGAGCUUCGUCUUCUCCGUGAAGGUGUCGGGCCUGCACUGGCACGUCACGCACCCGUCCAGAGCGACAGAGGCCUGCGCUGGCUACAACUGUUGCACCAGCGAGUCGGCAGACGCCUACAUGGAGAUCGCCAAGAUGCUCGGGGCCUCCGCGAAGACCGCCAAGAGGCCGGUUCUUUUCAACUUCACCUGCAUGGAGAUGACCAACAACUCCAAUGGUGGCGUGCCCCACGCCCUCUCGGCGCCUGAGGACCUCAUUGCCCAAGUGCGGAAGGCGUGCAUUUUCCACUGUGUGCCGCUGGCAGGCGAGAACGCCUUGGAGUUUGACUUGGCCACCAGUGAUUGGGCCUUCGAGCAGAUGUCCAAGCAGAUCCGGAGCUUUUCGCCAGGCCUCGACAUGAUGCACGGCCUCACGCUGCUCCGGCUUUCGGAUAACUUCGUCAGGCCUGCCUGCUUGCAGCAGCUUGGCGCCUUCACUUCCAAGAACUAG
Molecule: messenger RNA, 1116 nt
Organism: Effrenium voratum
Lineage: Eukaryota; Dinophyceae; Suessiales; Symbiodiniaceae
Source: the annotation of a GenBank genome assembly